Molecule: messenger RNA, 678 nt
Organism: Apiotrichum porosum
Lineage: Eukaryota; Fungi; Basidiomycota; Tremellomycetes; Trichosporonales; Trichosporonaceae
Exons: 7
Coding region: 1-678 (225 amino acids)
Biological process (GO): RNA metabolic process
Cellular component (GO): cytoplasm; nucleus
Molecular function (GO): single-stranded DNA binding; sequence-specific DNA binding; RNA binding
Source: RefSeq, a predicted model, not a curated record
AUGGCCGCUCCUGCUUCUGUCGAGGCCACCCUCGCCGCCGCCAUCACCCAGAUGGAGGCUGACGCCACCCUCCGCAAGACCGUCAAGGAGGCCACCGAGCCCAUCGAGGAGAUCACUCGCCAGGCCACUGCCGAGCUCAACCGCCUCCACUCCGCCAGCUCGGACAAGCACGAGGCUAUCGCCAACAAGGCGCUCGAGAUUGUCGCUACCGCCCACCCCACCUGGGUCGAGAUCGCCAAGCUCAUUCCCAAGGGCGAGUUCUUCCGCUACCAGUUUGCCGUCUCGCCCCUGUUCAAGUCGCUCGUCACCUCGAUCGCCUUUGCUCGCUUCAUCCUCCACAACGAGCUAGUCCCUGCCUUCACCGCCGCUACUCUUAUGGGUUUGACAGGCGAGGACGUCGGUGAGCUCCAGCUGUCGUCGGACGACUACCUCCAGGGUGUUAUUGCCAUGGUCAACGAGCUCCCCCGUCUCUCGAUCAACUCGGUUACUGCCCAGAACUUUGAGCUGCCCGGCAGGAUAGCCGCCUUUGUCAACGACAUCUUUGCGAGCUACUCCAUGCUUAACCUCCGUAACGACAACCUCCGUCGUCGCUUCGACUCGCUCAAGUACGACUUGAAGCGUUGCGAGGACGUUGUGUACGACCUCACUCUCCGUGGCCUCGGUGCCUCCAAGGCUUAG